Molecule: messenger RNA, 798 nt
Organism: Ipomoea triloba (trilobed morning glory)
Lineage: Eukaryota; Viridiplantae; Streptophyta; Magnoliopsida; Solanales; Convolvulaceae
Product: pectinesterase inhibitor 6-like
Exons: 1
Coding region: 35-610 (191 amino acids)
Biological process (GO): negative regulation of catalytic activity
Molecular function (GO): enzyme inhibitor activity
Source: RefSeq, a predicted model, not a curated record
UCACAGCCCCACAUUUGAGUGUCUCCCAAAUCACAUGUUGCCAUUUCAAAAUAUUCCCUGGAAAUUCAUGCUUGUCCUAGCAUGGAUAACCCCGGCUUGCCAUGGAGGUGGAGGAGAAGGAGGAAGUUACGUGCGUGAUGCUUGCAGUGUGACUAUACACCAGGACCUUUGCAUACACUCCCUCGCCCCGUUUUCCAACAAGGCGAAAAACCACCCUGACAGAUGGGCGCGGAUAGGACUAUCCGUGACCAUCAGUCAAGUCAAGACAAUCUCGAGCUCACUUUCAAAGCUAAAACGCCAGGGCACCCUAAGAGGAAGAAGCCAGAUGGCGCUGUGGGACUGCGUCGAGUGCUUCGAGGAUGCAUUGGACAGCCUCCACAGGUCACUUGGGGUGUUGAGAAAGCUGAAUGCCAAGAAUUUCACCACACAAAUGGGAGAUGUCACAACUUGGAUGAGUGCUGCCCUGACCAAUGAGGAUACAUGCUUGGAUGGUUUUGGUAGGCCAAAGAGAAAGCAAGUUAGAUGGUUGGUAAACAAAGUCACAAAUGUGAGUUACUUGACUAGUAAUGCCCUGGCUUUGGUUAACAAGCUUGCUACAACUGGUCCUUAAUGCCUACACCAUUGAGUUACAAGUUGCAGCUGCACCACUAGCCUACUAAAGUAUUCCACUCCUAAUUACUUUUCUCUAAUACUUAUUUUAGUUUUUUCUUUUGUUAACAAAUAAGGUUGUGCUAUUGUAUUUUAGCUUAGUACUUGAUACUUGGUUUAUUCCAUUGUUAAACUUGCGGAAUUGAAAGG